GAUGUCGGCAUGACGUCACAGUCACGUGACAAUUCUUCGCAACAAAUCCGCCAUAUUUGUUUGGGGGUAAGCUGGGGAAAUUGUUGCUAAAUUACGUACGUCCCAUUUUCAUCUGCCAUAUUUUUGAGUCAAGCUAUGAUAUUUCUUAAUCAUGUCGUUCGGAUAUCAAGAAGAGUUACCCCCAGAUGCUAAGGGACGGUAUAUUGAAAAAUUGCAUAUUAUUGGUGAAGAUAUCUGCCCCUACAAGGUCCCCGCUGACACCUGGAUCAAUGACCCGAAGCAAUGGCCGCCAUUACAGUACAACGAUGUUUACAGUUACCUCAUCAAAUUUCCUCGUGUAUAUUCAUCAGAGGCUAUGGAAAACUACAGAUCCCUUGAUGCCCAUGUGUUCUUCGUAUCUGGAUGGGUGCAGACAGUUUUUCAUAGAAAGACAACCUGUGGACAUGUGAUUGCAAAGGCAGAUGUGAAACCAUCAUGGAGAGUGACAGACGAGCCUCAUCACCCUUGGGUUGCUUUAAAGAGAAAUGGACCAGUUAUCACUGCCCAUUGCGACUGUAUGGCUGGACUCGGAGAGACCUGUUCUCACAUUGGCGCCCUGUUGUUCAAGAUGGAAGCAGCGGUCCGUUUCGGAUAUACAAGGUCCACCUGCACCGAUGAAUCGUGUCUAUGGAACCAGUGUUUCACCAAGGAUGUGCAGCCAGCACCAAUAUCGGACAUUAAGUUUUAUAAACAGGCAGCUAAGGAUAGACUUACUAAUAAGAAAUUUAAGACUCAACCUACACCAUCAACAGAGGAAGAGCAACAGACAUUUUUAGAGUCUUUAAGUAGCCUGGAGGAAAAUUUAGUUGGACUUAGUGCCUUCAAGGAGUAUGCGGGGCCUUUUGUUGGACUAGGACCAAAACUGGUAAAAGAUAAACUACCACCCUCUUUGAGGAACAUGUUUAAUGAAAGAAACAAUAUGAUGUCAGAUGAAGACUUUUUGCAGUUAUCUGAGAAAACCAUUGAAAAUUUCAAAAUAACAGUUGAUGAAGUAAAGAAGGUGGAGGACAUUACUAGGAGCCAAUCAAGUUCCUUAGCCUGGCACCAUCAGAGAUCUGGCCGCAUCACUGCCUCAGUUGCAGGGGAGGUACUGCAUACUUCAACAUCAAAUCCGUCACUUUCCCUCUUGAAGAAGAUAUGCAUUCCCAACACGUCAUCACCAAAUGUACCUUCAUUGAAUUGGGGAAAGCAGCAUGAAGAAGAUGCUUAUAAACUGUAUCAGUUUCUGAUGGAAGUGGAAGACAGCGGUGAGCUAGAUAUUAUUCCAAAAGGAGAGAUCUUUUUGAAAGACAUAUCUCAUAAGCAUGUGAACUUAAACGUGGCAAAGGCAGGAUUUUGUAUUUCUUUCAGUAAACCUUUCCUUGGGGCUUCACCAGAUGGCCAUGUGUUUUGUGAGUGUUGUGGGAAAGGCCUUCUGGAAAUUAAAUGUCCAUACAACAUGAGACAAACAACAUUGAUGGAGGCUUUAAAGGACAAAACUUUCUGUCUGGAUGCAGACACAUUCAGUGUGAAGAGAAACCACAAGUACUUUGCACAAGUACAGCUACAGAUGUACGCUUGUGAUGGUCAAUACACAGAUUUUGUGGUAUGGAGCCCCAACGAUUGUGUAAUUAGCCGUAUUCGAAGGGACGAUGCCUUUAUCGACGAAAUGGUUGAAAGUCUUGAACAGUUUUGGAAGUGUGUGGUUUUACCAGAGUUGUUGACCAGAAAGAUUGAAAACAGCAAUGUAAACAAGUCUGGCAACAUAACUGGAUACAUAGUUCAGAAAGAUGCUGACAAAACAUUCUGUUUAUGUAAAACCACGAAGGACAAUGCAGACAUGGUUGGAUGUGAUAGAUGUGAUGACUGGUUUCAUCCAGCGUGCUUGAAGUUAAAGAGACUACCCAAAUCCAAAACAUGGUACUGUCCUAAAUGUAGACAGCAAAAGAAAAAACAGAAAUUGUGACAUUCUGACAUAAUGUGAAAGGUUUUGCUAUGUAUUCCCAGGGAUUUCGGGUGUAUCUUGUGAACUAUGAAGUGACUUCGAUAUGUAGUGUCUAGUGUUAAUGUAUAUUUGGCAAAAUCAAUAAUGCUUUCCUGUAAAAAAGUGAUGGAAAGUGAAAUUUUCUCUUUUAUUUCACAAUUACUGAUGAUGAUAUGCCAGAACAUUUUGUGUUUUAUACUUGUUAUUACUUUUAAUUUGCAAUCAUGAUCUCAGAUAUAGACCUAUUCAAAUAAGAUCAACUGCAUGAUCAAUAUAACAAAAGAUUCAAAAUAUUUCUUAUGACUUUGAUUCACAGUUCUGUUUAUAUAUAUUGCUAGGAGGUUGUGUAUUAUACUUGUUAUUACUAUUAAUUUAUGAUCAUGAUCUCAUAUGUAUAACAAAAAAAUUGAAAUAACUCUUUCGAUUUUGAUUCAAAGAUAUGUGGUGUAUAGGUUGUGCAAUGUUGUGAAUACAGAAUAGUACUAGACCCAAAUGAAUUAUAUAUAAAUGCCCAUGGAUAAUAUAUUUAUAAUGUAUGAGAAUUGUGCGUUAGGCUGUGCAAGAUCGUGAUAGUAGUACUAGAUAUUCAUAUAUAUAUAUAGUGUUGCAAUAUGUUUUAAGUUGCAGAAUAUGUUCUUCAAUUUGUUGGAUUUAUUUUUUUGAUGUUAAUAUAUAAAAGAUGAAUGAUGAAAGAAUCAUUUGAAUUUUAAAAA
Pecten maximus is the source of this 2715-nucleotide messenger RNA. RefSeq lists its product as uncharacterized. NCBI's taxonomy places the organism in Eukaryota, Metazoa, Mollusca, Bivalvia, Pectinida, Pectinidae. The record is from RefSeq and is a predicted model, not a curated record. Gene Ontology annotation, molecular function: zinc ion binding. The coding region runs from base 152 to 1984 and encodes 610 amino acids. The transcript is spliced from 3 exons.